Pipistrellus kuhlii (Kuhl's pipistrelle) is the source of this 322-nucleotide messenger RNA. Its product is annotated as NADH dehydrogenase [ubiquinone] 1 alpha subcomplex subunit 1-like. The coding region runs from base 64 to 252 and encodes 62 amino acids. The record is from RefSeq and is a predicted model, not a curated record. The transcript has a single exon. Lineage: Eukaryota; Metazoa; Chordata; Mammalia; Chiroptera; Vespertilionidae.
GAUCAGAGUGGGUCACUUUUAAGGUCCUGGAGGUAUUUUUCUGGCCUUGCCCACCUGGCCGCAAUGUGGUUUGAGAUUCUGCCCGGGCUCGAGGUCAUGGGCGUGUGCCUGCUCAUCCCCGGCAUCGCCACCGCGCACAUCCACCGCUUCUGCAACGGCGGCAAGGAAAAAAGGGUUGCCUAUUAUUCAUAUCACUGGUCUUUGAUGGAAAGAGAUAAGCGUGUCUCUGAAGUUAAUCAUUACUAUAAGUAAAGGGUUUGGAGAAUAUUGAUUAAGGAAGCACUUCCUGAUUAAUGAAAAAUAACUCAGUUUUGCUCAUCUA